AUGAAGGCGCCAGUACGGUUGCGUGGGAGUCCGGAUGUACCGGAGUUUCCAGUCAAUUCAGACCCGAACAUUCUCGAUCAGUUCUACCUUCGAAUGCUAGGGCCCGGCGGUGACAAGAUGCUCACGGAGGAGGUCAAAUGGCAAACCGUUACGCACAAAAGCUUUGAUCAAGGACGAAGAGGCUUCAACGAGAGAUUGUCUUACCUGGGCAAGCAAAUUGUGCAGCUUCAGGCUUCACUCUCCCUGUUGGAAGGCUCGUCCAGUGCUUCCCCGGAAAAGUUGGAGGAUCCAUACGGUCGGACGGCGUUCGAACAUCCGUCUUUGCAAGGGUUGGACAUUCUCACCGAAGACAACAAGAAUAUGAGGGUAAACCGAACGAAACUGGCAGAGCUCGCCCAGCAAUAUAAGCUACAGGAAGUCCUGAGAUGGGUACCGAGAUAUCGCAAUGAUCUUGCGGCAUCCGGAUUAGAAGUCGUUUUGACCCAGGCGAUUUACGCGGUGGUUGGCGCCGUUGCGCUGGAGAAAGGGGGUGCGGUUGCGAACCAGGUAGCUAGGGAUUCUAUACUGAAGCCACUGGGGUUUGACGUCGGCAUGCCACGAGAGACUCUAUAG
This is a messenger RNA of Histoplasma mississippiense, 612 nucleotides long. RefSeq lists its product as hypothetical. Gene Ontology annotation, biological process: RNA processing; mitochondrial translation. The coding region runs from base 1 to 612 and encodes 203 amino acids. The record is from RefSeq and is a predicted model, not a curated record. Gene Ontology annotation, cellular component: mitochondrial large ribosomal subunit. Gene Ontology annotation, molecular function: structural constituent of ribosome; ribonuclease III activity. NCBI's taxonomy places the organism in Eukaryota, Fungi, Ascomycota, Eurotiomycetes, Onygenales, Ajellomycetaceae. The transcript has 3 exons.